GCAGCAGAGCGGCAUAUAUGGCACAAGCACCCAUCCCCAGCGGACGAGUUGUUGAAGUGCGCUGCAACCGUUUCUACUACUCGAUCUAUUCACCACAAGGCUGAGCCUACCGUCAUUCUUUCUCUCUCCAUUCUUUUCUAAACCACCACCAUUACCACCACCAUCAAAAUGAUGAACAACAAGGCCCUUGCGCUCCUCGGCGCCCUCGCUGCCACCGCCACCGCCCAGAGUGAGAACAUCCGCUUCGGCUCGGCUUACUCCCUCGGCGCCACCAACUCGUACAUUGUCGAGGCCGAGACCACCAUCUACCCCGGCAAGACGCACUCCCCGGCGCAGGACCGCCUCGCGCUCUGGCCGGGCAUGGGCACCGACUCUGGCGACCUGAUCCAGGCUAUUGUGCUGUCGACGGACAAGCAGGACGGCGAGUGCGGCGGCACCAACGACCAGUGGUGCGUCUUCGCCAGCGUGCUGCAGGGCUCGCAGAUCAGCGGCGACUCCGUCCCCGUUGACGCUGGCUUGGGCAUCACCAUCAAGUACGCGUACGACGACUCCUCCAAGAACUACACCCAGACCGUCACCGUCGACGGCAAGGUCAUCUCCUCGCUGGAGUCGUCCUCCGGCAAGGCCAUCGGCUGGGGCACUGCCGUCGAGGCGCAGAACGACCUCUCCGGCACCGUCACCGCGCACUCCUACGAGAAGACGACCAUCAAGCUCGCCGAAGCCGACCUGGCGUUCAAGGACACGCUCGUGCUGAACGAGGCCGAUGCCUCCGACAUGAUCACCUCGGACAACGGCAAGACGUGGACGAUCGAGAAGAUCAACAUCCACGACUCGCAGUUCUAGAUAUACGACUCAUGUGACUAUGUAGGGUAGUUGUGAGAGAGCGUUUUUUUGUACGCUUUGUAGGCGCUGCUUUGAUGGUUGAA
Molecule: messenger RNA, 926 nt
Organism: Aplosporella prunicola CBS 121167
Lineage: Eukaryota; Fungi; Ascomycota; Dothideomycetes; Botryosphaeriales; Aplosporellaceae
Exons: 4
Coding region: 169-843 (224 amino acids)
Source: RefSeq, a predicted model, not a curated record